AUGAUGGAGGGGCGUGCUGUCAUGAGUCCAAAGGCCUGGUGCUCUGCUUGUGGACAGACCAAUGGAUUCUGUUCUCAGAAGGAGUUUGCUCCUGGAGACGCGGAAGUAGUAACUGGAAGUUCCGGUAGCAGCGGUUCUGGCAUGAGUCUCGCGGUAGCGGGUGUGAUUGGAGCUUUUGUAGCCGAGGUGUUGUCGCUAUUAUUGGAGCCGUGCUAUAUCUUGUGA
Molecule: messenger RNA, 225 nt
Organism: Botrytis deweyae
Lineage: Eukaryota; Fungi; Ascomycota; Leotiomycetes; Helotiales; Sclerotiniaceae
Exons: 1
Coding region: 1-225 (74 amino acids)
Source: RefSeq, a predicted model, not a curated record